This is a messenger RNA of Heterocephalus glaber (naked mole-rat), 2175 nucleotides long. RefSeq names its product arginine/serine-rich protein PNISR-like. The record is from RefSeq and is a predicted model, not a curated record. Lineage: Eukaryota; Metazoa; Chordata; Mammalia; Rodentia; Bathyergidae.
AUGGUCAAAAUGCUACCACGAUCCACAGUCCUGGGGACCCAAAGCCACCUCCGUGUAAAACCGACCAUCAGGCAAGAAAUACAAAUGAUCAAACAAGGUUACUUCUUUCAGCUGCAAUCAGAUAAUCCUACUAAUCCAAUAGAUUUAUCUCGAUUGGAAAUUGACCUCAAAAAUGAAUUCCCACCGCCGAUGUCCAGUAGAACGAUUUCCGCCGGGCAGCAGACGCGCAGACUAACGGACUGGUCUGACCUUGGACAGGGCCAAUUCCCAGAAAGAGAAGGUGAGUCCAUUGGGCUAGCAGACCCAGAGAGACGGUAUGGACCUGGCCAGCAGCUUCAGAGAUUCCAGUGGUGCCCUUCCAAAGUGAUAAGAAAAGAUGUAGGAUCAAGAGGACAGCCUUGGCAGCAGUGGCUCUUGAACCAACAACAAUGGGUGCAGUCAUUCCAGCACCAGCAGGAUCCAAGCCAGAUUGACUGGGCUGCAUUGGGUCAAGCUUGGAUUGCCCAGAGAGAAGCUUCAGGACAGCAAAGAAUAGUAGAACAACCACUAGGAAUGAUGCCAAAUGGACAAGAUAUGUCUACAAUGGAAUGUGGGCCUAACAAUCAUGGGAAUUUUCAAGGAGAUUCAAACUUUAACAGAAUGUGGCAACCAGAAGGGGGAAUGCAUCAGCAACCCCCACACCUCCCUCCAGAUCAGCCAUGGAUGCCACCAACACCAGGCCCUGUAGAUAUUGUUCUUCCUUCUGAAGACAGCAACAGUCAGGACAGUGGGGAAUUUGCCCUUGAAAUAUUUAACCAGAACAAUCAUAACUUUGGAGAACCACCCGAUAAUUUUUGCAGUGAAGCCAGUGAAUCAGUUUGUUAUCAACAUGGGGCUGCUUUUGGUCCACUGCAAGGUGGAUUUCAUCCUCCUUAUUGGCAACCAGGACCUCAAGGACCUCCAGAGCCUCCCCAGAAUUGAAGAGAAAGGCCACUGUCAUUCAGGGAUCGGCAGCAGUCACCUAUUGCCCUUCCUGUGAAGCAGGAGCCUCCUCAAAUUGAUGCAGUAAAACACAGGACUCUUCCAGCUUGGAUUUGUGAAGGUCUUGAAAAAGUGGAAUGUGAAAAGCAAAAGAAAUUAGAGCAAGAAAGGAUGGACCAACAACAUUCACAAUUGUCCAAAAAGGAAAAGAAGGCCAGAGAAGAUACUGAGGGAGGUGAUGGCCCUCAUUUACCUCAGAGAAGUACAUUUCACAGUGAUGAAGAGGAUGAAGAUCCCGAAAACUUUGAGGCUGCGAGCAGCAGAAAAGUCACCAGAAGUCCAUCUCCAGUUCCUCAGGAAGAGCAGAGUGAACCAGAGAUGACUGAAGAGGAAAAAGAAUAUCAAAUGAUGUUGCUGACAAAAAUGCUUCUGACUGAAAUUCUUCUGAAUGUCACAGAUGAAGAAAUUUAUUAUACAGCCAAAGACACAGAUCAGAAAGCAACAAAAUCUCCUGCAAAACAACUGGCACAGUCCAGUGCACUGGCUUCCCUCACUGAACUCAGUGGACUGGGUGGUUAUGGAUCAGGAGACAGUGAAUAUGAGUGGAGUGACAGAGGCUCUGAGUCACCUGAGAUGACUGAUGAUGAAGAAUUACGGCACCAAAUCCAGCAAAAACAGGAAGCUUUUUGGAGAAAAGAAAAAGAACAGCAGCUACUACACGAUAAAGAGAUGGAAGAAGAAAAGCAACAAUCAGAAAGGGUUACAAAAGAGAAGAAUGAAUUUAUCCACAAAGAGCAAAAUAGCUUAUCACUUCUAGAAGCAAGAGAAGCAGAUGGUGAUGUGGUUAAUGAAAAGAAAAGAACUCCAAAUGAAACGACAUCCAUUUCAGAACCAAAAAAGACCAUAAAGAAAAAGAGAAACAAGGAAGGAGUAGAUCAGGAAGUUCUAGUAGUAGUUACAGUAGCAAUCGCAGAACUAGUAGUACUAGCAGUACUGUCUCCAUUUAUUCUUACAGUUCUAGCUCAGGUAAUGGUCACUUCUCAGUCUUCUAAAAGAAAAAAGAAACGUAGUAGGAGUAAAUCUCCAACAAUUAAAGCUAGGCAUAGCCGAAGUAGAAGCUACUCUCACAGAAUUAAAAUAGAGAGCAGUAGGGCUAGGGUAAAGAUUAGAGACGGGAGGAGAUCUAAUAGAAAUAGCAUUGAAAGAGAAAGAUGA